This is a messenger RNA of Aspergillus japonicus CBS 114.51, 3048 nucleotides long. RefSeq names its product glycoside hydrolase family 71 protein. Bases 1 to 3048 code for a protein of 1015 amino acids. The record is from RefSeq and is a predicted model, not a curated record. Gene Ontology annotation, molecular function: glucan endo-1,3-alpha-glucosidase activity. Gene Ontology annotation, biological process: mating projection tip cell wall disassembly. NCBI's taxonomy places the organism in Eukaryota, Fungi, Ascomycota, Eurotiomycetes, Eurotiales, Aspergillaceae. The transcript has a single exon.
AUGGUAUCAAAUACCUUGCAAUAUACCGUGGACGACUGGGAGAACGAAAUGACGCUGGCCAACGAGGCCAACCUCGAUGCCUUUGCUCUGAACAUUGCGGUCGGGGAUGCCACCAACACCGGGUCUGUUGCCAAUGCCUUCUUGGCAGCUGAGAACGUGGGCUUCAGCCUGUUCUUCAGCUUUGACUACGCCGGGAACGGGGCAUGGGCCGAGUCCGACGUGGUCAGCAUGAUUUCUACCUACGCGCAGACUGGGGCGUAUUUCCAGCAUGCCGGCAAGCCCCUCGUCAGCACCUUCGAGGGCCCGGACAACGCGGCCGACUGGGUCUCAAUCAAAGAGCAGACGGGGUGCUUCUUUGUUCCGGACUGGUCCUCAGUUGGGGCAGAGGCAGCGGCGGGGCUCGCGGACGGUGUCGCGGACGGGCUGUUCAGCUGGGCAGCGUGGCCGUACGGCCCCAAUAACAUGAACACGUAUACUGAUGCCUCGUAUAUUGACUUCUUGGACGGCAAACCAUACAUGAUGCCGGUCUCUCCGUGGUUCUUUACCAACAUGCCUGGAUACAACAAGAACUGGCUCUGGCGGGGCGACGAUCUUUGGUACGACCGCUGGGAACAAGCGAUGUACCUGGCGCCCGAGUUCAUUGAGAUCAUAUCGUGGAACGACUUCGGCGAGUCCCACUACAUUGGGCCUAUUCAAGCUUCCGGGUCAGCCCUUGCCGACUCGACGUACACGGCAUUCGGCACCGGCGAGGCCCCCUACAACUAUGUGCUGGACAUGCCACACGACGGCUGGCGGGUGUUCCUCCCUUGGUUGGCUGACACGUAUAAGCAGAACAUCUCAAGCAUCACGCAGGAGGGAGUCCAGGCGUGGUAUCGGCGCAAUGUCGGGGGAGAGUGCGCGUCUGACGGCGGAACCACGGGCAACACUGCCAGCCAGCUGCAGCUGGAGUACUGGCCCUAUGAGAUCGGACAGAACAAGGUCUUCUUUUCUGCAUUGCUCGGAUCAACGGCGGACAUCACCGUAACGAUUGGUGGCGAGGACAUGGGUGCACAAUGGAACAGCACUCCCAGCGGGGGUGCAGGUAUGUACCAUGGAUUUGUGAGCUUCUCUGUCCAAGCAGGCGCGGUCGAGGUUGCAAUCUCGCGCAACGGGGCCACUAUUGCUAGUUUCACGGGAGCGGACAUCGUGAUCGGGUGCUCAAGCAGCACAAAUAUCGAGAAUUGGAAUGCCUGGGUGGGGAGUGCCAUGGCCUCGGCCACGAUUGAUGCCAAGCCAACAUACUCGCUCUUGGACGCCGUGUGUAUCGAGGGGUGGGGGACGGGAAACUUCGACGGACUCUGUGCGUUUACCUGUAGUCUGGGGUAUUGCCCCGUUGGGGCGUGUCUGUGUAAGAAGAUGGGCCCGCAGCCGGAGCUGCCCAAGAGUCUGGGAGUGGUAGGAUAUCCCAUCGCGGGGGAGACGGCGGAUUACAGUGGGCUUUGUGCCUUCGCCUGCAAUUACGGGUAUUGCCCGCCUGCGGCUUGCGGGACAACCGAAGUAGCCCUGACCGUUACCACCGCCUCGCCAUUUACCCCGGCCACCUGUACCGCGGGACAAGGGGAGGGAGAUCUCGCCGGGCUCUGCAGUUACGCCUGCAACUAUGGAUUCUGCCCUAUCCACAAUUGCACUUGCACGUCCACGGGGCCCUUGAAUGUGCCCCCUGUCGCGAACACCAGCAUCUACGGAUUCUACAGCGGAAGCGGCUCUGACAGUGGGUUGUGCGACUUUGCCUGCGAGCGAGGAUACUGUCCGUCGCCUACAUGUUUGGACGAUGCAACCACGACCGGCACCGGGGAUGGUGAUGACGAUGACGACGAUCUAGUUUGUGCGGACGAUGGGACGGACACGCGUGCCGUGUGUGACGAGGAGUCUUACACUGGUUGCGACUACAGCGUCUCGUUCACCAGCUUCAACGACCUGUCCACCGCUGCCGCAAGCUACAACGCCAGCUGUGUGAACUACUAUCUUAUCGGUGUCUUGUCGAGUAUGCUAGACGACACCCUGGCAAAUUACACCCAGAUGAACGGCAGCUACCAUGAUAAGUUCGAAGACUAUGUCAGCUUCGUCAAGGAGGAGGUGCCGAACACGCUGGAUACGCUGAUGGCGGCGGGGGGCGCGGGGAACGCCUACUUCGAGUGCACGUACAGUGCGGGCGGGAUCACGAACAUCUCCACCACGAGCUGUCCGUACCAGGUCCCGCAGACCGCGGACGACGUGGACGUCAACAGCGUCAUCUACUACGAUCUGGUGAAUGCGACGGGGUGGUGGGACAUGCUGUUGAGCGACUACGGGCUGCAGUCGAGCUGGGUGCAGCUCGGCGAACGCGUCAUCCAGAACUACUGCUCCCCCACGGCGACGAACACCCUCACGGGCUCGAUCUGCCACGAGCAGACCUACACCUGGAAGGGCUACCCCGUGGCCGCAACGGAUCUGGUGGUCGCUGACCCGGCCACCAUCAUUCAGACGACGUUGCCCAACAUCCAGAACCUGACCGAGACGCUGACCCUCACGCGGAUCCUGAUCAGCUCCGGCGCGUGGGGCGGGUCCCUGGAUGACAUCGUGCUGAGCGUGUCGACCGCCGUGUUCACCCUCGUGCAGGCCGUGCAGAACAUGGCCCAGAUUGAGGCGAUCGCGACCCAGUACGAGGAGGCGCAGAAGAAGGAGCUGAUCGAGGAGAUCAUCGGAGCGCUGUUCCUGGUCGUGCCGUUCCUCGGCGAGAUCGACGUCAUCUCGGAGAGCCUCGCGGGGUUGGCCGAUAUUAUCACCAUGAUCGGCGACACGGCCAUGCUGGCCGACAGUAUUUACGAGGUAGUGUCGGCCAAAAGCGCCAAGGACGCCAUCCUAGGCAUCUUCGGGGUGCUCCUGCUCGGCGGAGUGCGCUCCGUCGAGGAAUUCAGCGACAUGGCGAAUCUCCGCCGCGGCCUAUCGGCGGACGAUAUUGCCAAGAUCGGUCCGGACUGGGAGGAGGCCGAUACGGAAAUGAACAAGUUGGUAGAUGUUUGCUUCUAG